Alligator sinensis (Chinese alligator) is the source of this 1725-nucleotide messenger RNA. Its product is annotated as interferon-induced protein with tetratricopeptide repeats 2-like. Gene Ontology annotation, molecular function: protein binding. The annotation marks the transcript as partial. Gene Ontology annotation, cellular component: cytosol. Gene Ontology annotation, biological process: defense response to virus. The transcript has a single exon. Lineage: Eukaryota; Metazoa; Chordata; Crocodylia; Alligatoridae. The record is from RefSeq and is a predicted model, not a curated record.
CUGGAGCGCACACAGGCAGCCCCCCUAACCCCUGUGAGCACGGCUCUGACUGCUGAGAUCUCUGCCCAGAAAGGCUGGUCUCUCCUGGCCGUCGGACUUAGCCACUGGCAGCGGGCCAGGCAGUGCUUCGAGGAGGCCCUAGCGCAGGACCCAGGCAGCAGGGAGCUCCAUGCUGGGCUGGCCUCAGCCCUUUAUGCUGCUUCGAUCCACUCCUCAGAUCCUGGGCUGAAGGGGGAAGCGAUGAGGCAGCUGGAGGAGGUUGUGCAGCAGCAGCCAGAGAACCGUAGGGCCAAGGUUUUUCUAGCAUGCCUACUUGACCAGGAGGAGCAGCAGGAGAGGGUGGAGGCACUGAUCACAGCUGCAGUGGAAAGCUGCUGUGAUGCCGAGGUCCUCAGAAUUGCAGCCAAGCUCCUCCAGCAACACAACCUAGAGAGAUCCACCAGGCUGCUGCAACAGGCUGUUCAAGAGGCCCCCGAUUACCACCUCGUCCACCAGACCAUGGGCAGAAGCUUAACAAAGCAAUGGUACCACGCUAAGGGAGAGAGGAAGGAGCAGCUGCUGCAAGCUGCCAUCAGCGCCAUGAAGGAGGCAGUCAUUCGAGAUCCAGGCUCUGUGUUCAUUAAGCUGCAGCUGGCCGAGCUGUACGGAGAGAGAGACCCAUCCUGGGAGGAGCAGAUAUACCUGGAGCUGGAGCGGGAGGCUCUGGGGUUCAGCCUGCGGUGCCGCCAGGCCCUGUGCCUGUCCUAUGGGAAGUUCCUCAUGUACAAGAGGAGGGCACUGCAGCAGGCGGCCAAAAAGCUGCAAGAUGGCUACACUAUCCCCAUCGCCACACCAGAGAGGAUGCAGUGCUGCCAAAAGCUGAACAAAUUGAUUCAGUGGCUGAACAAAUCAGACCCCAGUAAGGCAAAGGCCAUUGAGCACUUCAUUCAGGAGAUGGAUAGUGUGGUGGCAGUACAGGAUGCAGUGGGCCUGCAAGAGGAGGAUGAGUAAUGUGAAGACCACAGCCCAGAGGGGGCCCAUCCUGAGCUGAGAGCAGGAGGGUCUGUGCUCCCAGCCCCGGCUCUCACCCCCCACCCCCCACCCCCAGGGCUGCGGCCUGUGGGCUUCUGAAUCCUUUGUGAGCUGUUGCUCUGUACAGCUGUUGCAGCCAGGCUUUCCUUGCUUUUGCGGAGUAGGUGAAGUUCAGACAGGCCCCAUGAGAAUGUGCUAGGCCAGGAGAGGACAUAAGAGGGGAGCUGGGAGCUGAGAAAGGCUGGGUCAGAUCCAGGACACUUGGUCAGUGGUUUAAGGGCAGUGACCGCGACGUGACACAGGGCAGGGGCUUUUGGACGUGUCUAUGCCACUUGGGUCCAGUGACUCUGGAAGCUGGAGACUGAGGCCGGGAGAGGGAGGGCUACAAGGGGGCACGGACCCAGCGCAGUGCUGCUGUGGCACCUACUUGCCAAGGUUCCCGCCUGCAGGUGUUUGAAGGUCCGGCAGGGCACUUCUGAGAACGGGACUGCUGAGACAGGGUAGGGUUUCCUGCAUGCACUGCUCACCGCUCAGCUGUUCUUUGUGCUGCAGGAGGUUGCACCCUAGGGGUUUGAGAUCCCCAUGUCCUGCUUCUUUGGACAUGUCUAGGUCUCUGCAUCUAGAUCUCUCUUGCAUGCUUGGCUUGUCUGGGAUUAUCCUGUCCUUGCUUAGCAGCAUUGUGCUAUGGAGAUCCUUCAUAAACUUCCACUUUUG